Acyrthosiphon pisum (pea aphid) is the source of this 1402-nucleotide messenger RNA. RefSeq lists its product as uncharacterized. NCBI's taxonomy places the organism in Eukaryota, Metazoa, Arthropoda, Insecta, Hemiptera, Aphididae. The record is from RefSeq and is a predicted model, not a curated record. The annotation marks the transcript as partial. The transcript has a single exon.
AUGUAUAGGCAGGUUUUGAUGUCCCCCGAUGACAGUGAAUUGCAACGAAUUUUAUAUAGAGCUAGUCCUGAUCAACCGUUGAAGCAUUAUAAGCUAAAAACAGUUACAUACGGCACUAAAUCAGCUUCAUUUCUGGCCACUCGCUGUUUGGUACAACUUGCCGAUGAAUGUGAUGACCCACAAAUAAAAAGGGUUAUUGGGCAAGAUUUUUAUGUUGAUGAUCUGAUCAGUGGAGCUCAAUCUGAACUAAAGUGCUUCGAAAUAUACAAUCAACUUCAAGCAAGACUAGGAAAGGCUGGUUUUGCUCUGAGAAAGUGGUGUUCAAACUCCACAGCAUUGUUGGAACGUAUCCCUAAUGCUCACGAUGAUCCUAACUUCAUGGUGGCAUUAAGUGAAAAUGAUGUAAUCAGCACACUGGGUCUCAUGUGGCAACCUACCACUGAUAGUUUUCGAUUCACUUUAAAAGAAUGGUCACCACCAGCUUCCAUGACAAAGCGCAGUCUCCUUUCAGACAUUAAUAGCGUAUACGACCCAAUUGGUCUAAUAAGUCCUGUUUUAAUCAAAGGAAAAAUUUUCAUUCAACAGCUAUGGAGCUUAAAAAUGAGCUGGGAUCAAGUAUUAUCAGAAGAUUUGCAAUCCAGAUGGUCUAACUUUUAUUCGAAUUUGCAGUCCCUUGCUUUCUUAUCCAUACCCCGUAAAGCUGUAUGCGACCAAAAUGCACCUAUUCAAAUCCACGGCUUCAGUGAUGCGUCUCAAGAGGCUUUUGGUGCGUGCGUAUAUCUGCGCUCCAUAGAUAGUACUGGCUGCAUUCAGGUCACCUUAUUUACUUCCAAAUCCAGAGUCGCACCUAUUCAUCCAACAACUAUCCCACGUCUGGAACUAUGUGGUGCGCUCCUAUUAGCAGAGCUGGUCAACGACGUCAAGACUGAAUUAAAAUUGUUAGGCAUCCAAGUAGACAUAUCCUCCACAUAUCUCUGGUCUGAUUCUACCAUUGUAAUCGCAUGGAUAAAAAGUCAAAGUUUGUUUCAAGCAUAUGUUGCAAACCGAUUAAGCCGUAUAUGUGACGUGUCAGAGCCAGAGCAAUGGUAUCAUGUUUCAACACAAGAUAACCCGGCAGAUCUCAUAACCCGUGGAGCUGAAGCAAAACCAUUUUCUCGGUGCGCUUUAUGGUGGAAUGGUCCUGAGUGGCUAUGCUUAUCUCCAAGCCAUUGGCCUUCUACCCCUCCAUUGCCAUCAAACAUGCCAGAAGUUCGUACCAUUAAGCUGGCAUUAGCUGCUAUGACAAUUGAUGUGGAUAUGUGGAUAUCAAAAAGGUACUCCAGCUGGGUUACCCUUCUAAGGAUAACGGCAUUGGUGCAACGGUUUUUGUACAAUUGCCGGUCAAGUCUUUCAAACACAGAGC